Acanthopagrus latus (yellowfin seabream) is the source of this 697-nucleotide messenger RNA. It is a transcript of the gene churc1, whose product is annotated as churchill domain containing 1. Gene Ontology annotation, molecular function: zinc ion binding. Lineage: Eukaryota; Metazoa; Chordata; Actinopteri; Spariformes; Sparidae. Bases 105 to 443 code for a protein of 112 amino acids. The record is from RefSeq and is a predicted model, not a curated record. The transcript is spliced from 4 exons. Gene Ontology annotation, biological process: multicellular organism development; positive regulation of DNA-templated transcription; fibroblast growth factor receptor signaling pathway.
CGCUGCUCAAUGCGGAAGAGGCGUAUCUGCUAAAAAAAAAACCAAAAAAACAGUUAGCAGUUAGUUAGCCGAGUUGACGCUACCUGACGUUUUUAAAAGUUAAAAUGUGUAACGGCUGUGUGCAAAAAGAAUAUCCCGACCGGGGGAACACUUGUCUGGAGAACGGCUCCUACCUGAUGAACUACCUGGGCUGUGCCAACUGCCAUCAGAGGGACUUUGUGCUGAUCAGCAACAAAGCCACAGAGGAUGAGGAUGGAGAGGAGAUUGUCACAUAUGACCAUGUUUGUAAAAACUGUGACCACGUCAUCGCCAGGCACGAAUACACGUUCUCCGUAGUUGAUGAAUAUCAGGAGUACACAAUGCUCUGUCUGCUGUGUGGAAAAGCAGAGGACUCCAUCAGCGUGUUACCUGAUGACCCCAGACAGUCUGCGCCUCUCUUCUGAACCUGCAGGUCACGAUUCACUUUUUAAAUUGAGUGUCACCACCACGGAAGUACUGCUGACCUCACGCUUCACGGGUCCAACCAUUUAUAUCAUGCAGGUGAAAUGUUACGCACACUUUGAAUUGUGAUUUUUAAGGUCUUGGUUGUUUGUGAACUACUGUAUGGCGAUAUCAGUAUAACUUUUUAUAGUCCUCGACAACAAUUAAUAUGUAUGUCAAUUGACAAUGUCCUUCAAAUAAACAUUUUUACUCCUAA